Messenger RNA from Oncorhynchus keta (chum salmon), 1548 nucleotides. RefSeq names its product atrial natriuretic peptide receptor 3-like. The annotation marks the transcript as partial. NCBI's taxonomy places the organism in Eukaryota, Metazoa, Chordata, Actinopteri, Salmoniformes, Salmonidae. The transcript is spliced from 2 exons. Gene Ontology annotation, molecular function: peptide hormone binding; natriuretic peptide receptor activity. Gene Ontology annotation, biological process: regulation of blood pressure; vasodilation. The record is from RefSeq and is a predicted model, not a curated record.
UUGUUAUCAUGUGUGCGGGAGCAGACGUUGUCCGAGACAUCAUGCUAGCGGUUCACAGAAGGAGGCUCACCAACGGCAGCUACAUCUUCUUCAACAUUGAACUCUUCAACUCCUCGUCCUACGGCAACGGCUCGUGGAAGCGAGGGGAUAGGUACGACAGUGAGGCGCGACAGGCGUACUCUGCCCUCAACACGGUCACGCUGCUCCGGACGGUCAAACCAGAGUUUGACAACUUCUCCCUGGAGGUCAAGAGAUCAAUUCAGAAAGCCGGACUACCGGACUGUGACGACUGUGAUAAUGUACGUACGUCUGGCAUCCUGAACUCUAAACCAACUGUUAACUGUGAAGACUGUGAUCAUGUAUAUACAGUACCAGUCAACAGUUUGGAUACACAUACUCAUUCAAGGAUUUUUCUUAGUUUUUACUAUUUUCUACAUUGUAGAAUAAUAGUGAACACAUCAAAACUAUGAUAUAACACAUAUGGAAUCAUGGAGUAACCAAAAAAAGUGUUAAACAAAUCAAAAUAUAUUUUAGAUUUUAGAUUCUUCCAAGUAGUCACCCUUUCUUUGCCUUGAUGACAGCUUUGUACACUCUUGGCAUUCUCUCAACCAGCUUCACCUGGAAUGCUUUUCCAACUGUCUUGAAGGAGUUCCCACAUAUGCUGAGCAAUUGUUGGCUGCUUUUCCUUCACUCGGUCGGUCUGACUCAUCCCAAACCAUCUCAAUUGGGUUGAGAUUGGGGGAUUGUGGAGGCCAGGUCAUCUGAUGCAGCAUUUCAUCACUCUCCUUCUUGGUAAAAUAACCCUUAUACAGCCUGGAGGUGUGUUGGGUCAUUGUCCUGUGGAAAAACAAAUGAUAGUGGGACUAAGCCCAAACCAGAUGGGAUGGCGUAUCGCUGCAGAAGGCUGUGGUAGCCAUGCUGGUUAAGUGUGCCUUGAAUUCUAAAUAAAUCAGACAGUGUCACCAGCAAAGCACCCCCACACCAUCACACCUCCUCCUCCAUGCUUCACGGUGGGAAAUACACAUUCGGAGAUCAUCCGUUCACCUACUCUGCUUCUCACAAAGACACGACGGUUGGAAUCAAACAUCUCAAAUUUGGACACAUCAGACCAAAGGACAGAUUUCCACCAGUCUAAAUGUCCAUUGCUCGUGUUUCUUGGCCCAAGCAAGAGUCUUAUUCUUAUUGGUGUCCUUUAUAGGUGGUUUCCUGGCAGCAAUUCGACCAUGAAGGCCUGAUUCACACAGUCUCCUCUGAAAAGUUGAUGUUGAAAUGUCUGUUACUUGACCUCUGUGAAGCAUUUAUUUGGACCUAAAUUUCUGAGGCUGAUUACUCUGAACUUAUCCGCUAGAGCAGAGGUAACUCUGGGUCUUCCUUUCCUGUGGCGGUCCUCAUGAGAGACAGUUUCAUCACAGCUCUUGUUUUUUUUGCGACUGCACUUGAAGGAACUUUCAAAGUCCUUGAAAUGUCCUGGAUUGACUGACCUUCAUGUCUUAAAGUAAUGAUGGACUGUCAUUUCUCUUUGCUUAUUUGAGCUGUUCUUGCCAUAAU